AUGGGGUCACCAUCACCAAAUAUUAGUGAAGACCUUGAUAAACCUGAUCUGGACAUCAGCGUUCCAACUGAAACAUUUGGAGAAAUGAAUCGAAAAAGAAAAAUCGAUGCAGAUAGAUUUAGUCCCUCCCAACUCGACGAAGUAAACAGUCAAAAAAUUAGUGAUGAAAUUGUUAACAUGAUUGUCACUGAUAAGUUACCUUUAGAAUUUCUUGAAGGCAAGGGAUUCAAUAAGUUUAUGCAAAUUGUUGAACCAAAGUAUGAAAUUCCUUCAAAAACUAGCAUUAUGUGUAGGAUUAGAGCGCAUUAUGAAAACGCAAAAGAAAAACUUAAGGACAGACUUUUUGAGUGCCCUGAUGUGGCAAUAACUGCAGAGCGUUGGUCAUCUAUGGAAACAAAAUCUUUUAUCACUGUUACUGCUCAUUUCAUAGAUGAGAAAUGGCAAUAUAUAAAUUUUACUUUAUCUACAAUCGAGCUGCCAGAUGAACCCAUAUUUGAUGAUUAUUUCACAAAUAAAUUAAAGGAAAUUUGUGAAGAAUGGAACAUAGAUAGAAAAAUAACUGUUGUGGUCCAUGAUAUUGCCCUCAAAGUUGAGAACACUUUUACAAGAGAAGAAAAAAAUUUUGAACGCAGCGUACCGUGUUUUGCACAGUCCUUGCAAAUGUGUAUUAAUAAUGCCCUGGUUUCGAAAAAUUUGCAGGAACUGGUAAUAAAGAGUAGUUCUGUCGUGUCACAUUUUCAAAAUUCCGAGCAAGCAAAAAGGGCUUUGAAUGAAAAUGGAAUUAACGCAAAGCUUAAUAUCGAAGGGCAUAAAUUGAUACAGCAAAAACAUAACUGCUGGAAAAGCACUUUUUAUAUGUUUGAAAGUUUACUGGAACAGAAACAGACAGUGUCUGAUAUUUUGGCUGACCGCUCCAUUACAACUGCCGAAGAAGCAUCUUUCCUAGCAUUAACAACAGAAGAAUGGUAUUCAAUUAAAAGUGUUACCGAAAUUUUAAAACCUUUCGAAAUAUCGACCACGGUUUUAUGUUCGGAGCAAAAAUUGACAUUAUCGAUAAUAAGGCCUUUAAUGACAGCAAUAAUAAAUAAUUUCUUGGAUAAAUUAACUGAUCUAGACACAGCCAAACUAAGACGAUUCAAAAAUAUUAUUAAAAGGCAAAUAACGGAGCGAUUUUUAUGUAGUGUAACAUAUUGUAAGGAGGAGGUCCUCUCAAUCUUUGACAUCACUUCUUUGAUGGAUCCGAGGUAUAAAAAUUCAUUACCCGAACACAUCAAGAAUGCAGGAAAAACUUAUUUAAAUCGUCUACUAACAGAAAUGAAGACGGAAAUAGUACCAAAAACUGAACAAAAAAUAACUUAUUAUUUAGAUUUGCUGUUCGAUGAAACACGGGAUACUAUGGACCCACCAGAAGUGGAUGUAUAUUUUCUUGAGCCUGGUAUAAGUAAAAAGGAAUGUCCAUUAGAAUGGUGGAAAAAACGGUAA
Molecule: messenger RNA, 1482 nt
Organism: Ctenocephalides felis (cat flea)
Lineage: Eukaryota; Metazoa; Arthropoda; Insecta; Siphonaptera; Pulicidae
Product: zinc finger BED domain-containing protein 1-like
Exons: 3
Coding region: 1-1482 (493 amino acids)
Source: RefSeq, a predicted model, not a curated record